Molecule: messenger RNA, 2010 nt
Organism: Zasmidium cellare ATCC 36951
Lineage: Eukaryota; Fungi; Ascomycota; Dothideomycetes; Mycosphaerellales; Mycosphaerellaceae
Exons: 3
Coding region: 1-2010 (669 amino acids)
Source: RefSeq, a predicted model, not a curated record
AUGACGAGCUCCCCAGCCACUGGCGACGUUGAAAAACAACAAAUCGGCCUCCAAUCGAGCAUCCCAGAAGAACAAUCCCAGCACCACCAUCACCACGGUGCUCACCUUCGCGAACGCCUUCGACAUUUCCUCCACCCCAGCGGCAAGAAGAUCCACGUCGCGGCGUCUCCUGAAGAAGCCAUCUCCCUCCGCACGCGCCUGGAGCAGAUCCACAGCCAUGAGGAAUUCGACGUGUACAUCUCCGGCACGCCAGAGCACCUGGAGGCGCUGAGGGAUGCGCAGAACCACCAUGAGGAUCGGAGGGAUCAGUUACGGUCGGAGCAUCCGGAGAUGUUUGAGAGGUUUGCCAAGGUUCAUAAUGAGUUGGAUGCGUUGGCUAUGGAGUUGGAUCGCGUUACCACGCAUGGAGUGUCUCUGGACGCCCACUUCAACCGCUUUGGAUACAAUGCCCACGUCCGAAGCUACGACGACGACAGCCCCAGCGCUUCUGGGGUGUCUACGCCGCACUCCUCGUCACUCUCCGACAAGUCCUCAAACGCCUACGAACGAGGCUUCGCCACUCCCUUGAAGCUCUUCAAAGUACCGACCCUGAGACAGUAUUUUCAUGGCGGUAUCCUUUGGAGAGCGUCCGGCUCAGAGGAAGUGCAGAGUUUCGAGUUGUUUGUUGAUCUGCUGUAUGUGGGCAUCUUGCAGAUUCAGGGCGACAAUACGUCGGAGCAUCCGACGGGGUUGUCGCUGUUGCAUUUUAUUAUCACGUUUACGUUGUCGUAUAAGAUCUGGAAUGAUAUGCAGUUGUUCAUCAGCUGGUUCGAAACAGACGACGUCUUCCAACGAGUCUCGAUCCUCUUCCUCCUGGCCUGCCUCUUCGGCUACACGACCAACAUCGUCGAAGCCUGGGAACACACCUACCCAACAUUGAUAGGCUUCUACUUAGCUGCGAGGUUAUACAUGGCCGCAUACCUCCUACUCUGUGGCUACCUCCUGCCUAUGGUCCGCCCGGUCAUGAUCUUCCACAUCAUCAUCACCCUCAUCGCAGUCGCCCUCUGGAUCGGUUCGAUCCAUGUAGGCUGGCCCGGCCAACUCGCGCUCAUUUGGCCGGCACUCUUUGUGGACUUUCUCGGACAGAUGGGGUAUGUCAUCAUUCAGAUGAUCCUCAACAAAACCGGCGGCAAGGCCAAAGUGUGGCUCGACAAGAAGUUCGAGUUCAUCCCGGCUGUCAACAUCGAGCAUCGCACUGAGCGGACGAAUGCUUUCGUCUCACUCGUGUUCGGAUACACUGUCGUCGCCAUCCUCUACCAAAGCGCUACCAACGGCAUAGACGCCUUCUUCGGAAAAGCGAUGCUCGGCCUAGUGCAGUGCUUCAUCUUCAACUGGAUGUAUUUCGAAAUCGACUCCUCCAACCUCUUGACGCACGCGAUUCGAAGACACAAAAUCAGUGCUCUGGCGUGGUCUUUCGCACAUCUGCCUUUUAUCAUGAUGUUCGUGCUCGGAGGAGGCGGUCUAUCUCGACUCGUCGUUGCGAACGAUGCGCCGAAUUCACAUCUUGACUGGCUGACGGAGCAGUACCAAGAGCGAAGUGAGGAGGAUAUUCCCAUGGGCAUUCGCUGGUAUUACUGCGCAGGCUUCGGCAUUGCGCUGUUGUGCAUGGCGCUAAUCUCAGUCUCUCAUGUACAUCGCCAGCAUGAAGGGAUUCGACUGACGAAGAAGUUCCGUUUGAUGGCCAGGCUGGCCGUGGCGAUUGUCAUAAUCUGUUUGCCUCUGGCGGAGCACCUCAACUCUCUGGAUCUCGUGGGUACCGUCACUGGGCUGCUGGUGCUACUCCUUGUUACGGAGCUUUGGGCUGCAUCCAAUGCUCAUGAUAAGCUCUUUGGACGCGCUCGGCCGUGUCGGUAUACGGGUCGUUGUUCCAAGGGCAUGUUGCUCGAGAUGGUGAAGAAUGGCAGGGAGGUGGAUGUCGAUCAGUUGACCGACGACAAGGAGAAGUAUCGCGGGCAUACCGUCGGUCCGUGA